AUGACGGGACUUGCUGUGGACAUGCUCAGCGUGCAUCUCCAACCAGAAGAAGCCGCAAAUCAGGUUCUUUUUCGUGAGACGGUCUCGCGUUUGAGGGAGCGCUUGGACGAUCAUGGAGUGGUGGUCAUUCAAGGCCUUCAUAAUACGAAGGAUUGCAGACUGGCGGCCAGGCAUGUGCACAGUGAGAUUAUGUCUCCCUGGGCCACGUUCAGCAACAUACGCGACAACAAAUAUCGCAAGGAUCUGGCGCUACCCAUGCGCGGGCACGUAAUGCGGCUGCUGCGAAAAACCCUUUCUGUGUUGGCCCCAGUCUUUGAAGCGACACUAGGCCCAAAUGCGAGUUUGGUGGAGUUUUCGUCUCUGACGACCUACAGCGGUGCUGGCCCACAGGCUUUUCACGCGGAUUCCAGCAUGGAGUCCGUGAAGCGGAUGCGAUCUUUGGGACGUAUGUUCUCAGCCUUCAUCUACCUUGAUGACGUCCGACCUGAGUCGGCUCCGCUCGACGUGGUGCCCGGCACACACACUCAUUUCCAGUUUUUGAUGGAGGAUGAGCAGGAAAUGAUGACCAGCGUUCCCUUUGCACGCCUGGCUGUGCCACAGGGAAGCAUCGCCAUCUACGAUUCCCGUACUCUUCACCGUGGUGCAGCCAACACAUCCCCCUUUGCUCGGCCAACAAUCUACUUCUCACUUGCAGAGCAGCACAAGCUCAUACCCAUUGGCCCAGUAUACUCUUUGCGACACGGCUAUCGGCAGUUCCCGCUCACAAUUAACAAUGUUAUUUUGGAGACCAUACCCGAUGAAGUCUUGGCAGACGGCGUGCUUGUUCACAGUGACUUGGACUUUAGGGGUUUCUGGGCUUAG
Messenger RNA from Symbiodinium pilosum, 861 nucleotides. Lineage: Eukaryota; Dinophyceae; Suessiales; Symbiodiniaceae. The record is from the annotation of a GenBank genome assembly.